Messenger RNA from Botrytis cinerea B05.10, 3084 nucleotides. It is a transcript of the gene Bclcc1, whose product is annotated as Bclcc1. NCBI's taxonomy places the organism in Eukaryota, Fungi, Ascomycota, Leotiomycetes, Helotiales, Sclerotiniaceae. Gene Ontology annotation, molecular function: copper ion binding; oxidoreductase activity. The record is from RefSeq and is a predicted model, not a curated record. The transcript is spliced from 4 exons. The coding region runs from base 889 to 2586 and encodes 565 amino acids.
GCUUUGCAUCUACAUGUCUAUCAACAUUUUGCUCGAGAACCUUGGAAUCCACUUGCGCUGGUAUAACUCCAAACAGUAUUGCGUAGUUAUUGCGUAGACAUUGCGUGUACAGUGAAGAUCUUCAAGUUGGUGAACUAUAGAAUUAGGUGAGAUGUUCUCUCAAAUUUUCUUGAGAUUUCGCUUUCUGAGAAGACGAUACUGAAAGCUCUCGGCGACAAGUGAAAUUAACGUUUUUUCAUCGAGAAAUUUCGAGCCAUCCGCGCUUACAUGAGCGAACACUUACCUUCCGUAUUGCAGCCCAAAUUCUCCGAAAAGUGCGACCUAAGAUAGAACUUCAUACUAACGAAAACAUGCAGCUCGCAUCGGUCUACGCCUAUUAGCGCCACCACUUUCAAAAAUCUCAUUUUGAUAUCCAUUCUGGAAGAUAUCACAAGCGUCGGGUAGCUUCAAUGUUAUCGACAUCAAGGGUUCUAAUCAGUUGUAAAUGAAUCGAUAUUUCAUUAUGCACACCCCGAGCCUUCUCACUGCAUUAUUGAAAAUACCACCUACUGAAUGCUAUUUAUUUUUGGCUCGAUGGAGCUCAGGAAAGGGUCUACUUUGUGGGAGGGGGUGAACGACGCAGUGUGCGAUUGCGAGAUACCACCUUCUGCCUUUCCAAGUGCGGAUAUGCAGAUGAAAGAUGAAGAUAUCGUCGUAGUUUCCGAGGUUCUACUCAUCUUCACAAGGAAAAAAUGGGCAUUGACUGUGUUAUCGGUGAGCUCUCAGAAAGCAGGUACAUCCAGUCAAUAGUAUAAAGAGUCUGAAUGAUGGUGUUGUCUUCAGCUUCUAAAUCAACCAGCUCUUUUUCUCUCUUCUCCCGGGUCUUGUCGAAACCCCCUUAUAUUCAUUAUGAAGAAUUCCUUCUUUAGUUCAUUGGCAAAAUUUGCCUCACUUUCUUUAGCUUUGGCAUUGCCAACAGCAGAAGUUAUCCCAUCCGCUCUGGAAGAACGCCAAAGUUGUGCCAAUACUGCAACAACCAGAAGUUGUUGGGGACAGUAUUCUGCAUCUACGAACUCUUACACCACUGUCCCAAAAACAGGUGUAACUAGAGAGUAUUGGCUGGUUGUCCAAAACACAACUCUCAGUGCUGAUGGAGUUUCUCGACCGACUCUUAACUUCAAUGGUACCAUCCCAGGACCUCAGAUUACGGCUGACUGGGGUGAUGAUGUUAUCGUCCACGUCACGAAUAAACUCACUAGUAACGGAACAUCUAUUCACUGGCAUGGUAUCAGACAGUUGAAUAACGCUCAGUACGACGGAGUUCCAGGUAUCACACAAUGUCCAAUUGCUCCCGGAGGCACUCUCACAUACAAAUUUCAUGCGGACAACUAUGGUAGCUCCUGGUACCACUCCCAUUUUAUCCUUCAAUACGGUGAUGGACUCUUCGGUCCUCUUGUUAUUAACGGCCCUGCAACCGCCAACUACGAUGUUGAUCUUGGUAUGUUGUUCUUGAAUGACUGGAACCACGUACCUGUUCAAUCACUCUGGGAUAAAGCAAAGACUGGAGCACCACCAACGCUCUUGACUGGUCUUAUGAACGGUACCAACACAUAUAAUGGAGCUGGCAAAAAGUUUCAAACUACUUUUACACCAGGCUUGAAGUACCGCAUCAGAGUGGUCAACACAGCUGUUGAUGGUCAUUUCCAAUUCUCUAUUGAUGGCCACAGCUUUCAAGUCAUAGCAAUGGACUUUGUACCAAUUGUUCCAUACAAUGCUACCAGUAUUCUAGUAAGCAUCGCUCAACGUUACGAUAUCAUCGUUACAGCCAAUGCUGCAGUUGGCAACUACUGGAUCAGAGCAGGAUGGCAAACAGCAUGUUCCGGUAACACUAACGCUGCCAACAUUACUGGUAUCCUUAGAUACACCGGUUCUAGCUCUACAGCUGAUCCAACGACGACCUCUACCGUAACAGCAAGUACUAGUUGUUUGGAUGAACCAUUGGCAAGUCUUGUUCCAUUUGUACCAAUCAAUCCAGUUGCUAGUUCUAUCAUGAAGACAACGUUGACUACUGGCGGUGGUCAAUGGUUGUUUAAUGGAAGUUCUUUACUUCUAAACUGGACCGACCCAACUCUUCUUACUGUCCUGAACAGCGGAAACAUUUGGCCAACCGAAUAUAAUGUCAUUCCUAUUGAGUCCACUACGGCGAACAAAGGAUGGGCCGUUCUCGCAAUCUCAGGACCCAACGGUCCUAAUCACCCUAUCCAUCUCCACGGUCACGAUUUCUGGACUCUAUCCCAAGGCACCGGAGCCUACACUGCUACUACCGCGCUCAAUCUUGUGAAUCCACCCCGUCGUGACGUGAUGACACUUCCCACCGGCGGACAUCUUGUUAUCGCUUUCCAAAUCGAUAACCCCGGUUCUUGGCUGAUGCACUGCCAUAUUGCAUGGCACGCAUCUGAGGGUUUGGCUUUACAAUUUGUCGAGAGCGAGAGUAGUAUUUUACCAACGAUUGGAACAGCUGAUGUGUCUACUUUCCAAAACACUUGUGCAGCAUGGAAGGCUUGGACUCCAACCGAGCCUUUCCCACAAGAUGACUCUGGAAUAUAAACUUUCUUCUGGAAAUGAAAGAUCUUGGGGCGCGGGGCUACGUAACGUGGGUGGCGGAGGGCUACAGAGGGGCAGCGCAACGAUUCAUCUUCGGGUCGUGGGGGCAGAGGAUGAGCCUUAAUCCAUACAAAGUUGAUAUGGAAUUUCCUUGGUACAGGAGAUGACUGGUGAGACAAUAUACGAACGCUCUCUAGGAUUUCUACGUCUAUGCGUUUUGCUUUACUAUGCUAUUUGUUGUGUCAAUUCUCUUCUCGUUUUCUUCUCCGCUGAAGGACCUCUUGGUUUGAUUUUUUGUGGGUCGCACGACUUGUGUGCUGACUCUCCUUCGAAAAUGGGCUGUCGGUGAUGAGUAUCAUGCUUGUAUAUAGUUCAGUUCUUGAUUUGUGAAUAGACAUUACUUUGUCCGGAAAGCUGCUCCUGCGCUGUUUUGUGGAUGAAUUCGGACCUCUGACUCCUUGGCUCCAUGUAUCCCAUAUUACUCUGAAUUAUUGAAACACA